CAUCUAUUGACUCUGAUAACAUUCUUCUACUACAUGUUCUCACAGAGUAACAGAUCACAAUGAUUCAUUUCAUCAGAUUCCUCUUACUCGUCCUUCCUGCCUUCUCAGUCGUUGCACAGACCUCCUACUGUACCUUUGAUCAAAUUCGCCGCAAGGAUGUAUCCGGCUGCAUCUGUCAAGGCCACAAAGAUGAUUGCGACCCAGUUAAAGGUUGCGACGCCUGUGGGUUUGAAAUAAAAGAGAGGCGCACUCACAGCAAAGCCCCGCAAUGUCCCGUCGGAUGCACUGCCCAGGACUGGAACUGCAGAGGAUGCGGCAUAUGGUAUACCACCCUUUGCAACAGCCUUCAACUCUGCCUCAAGGGAUCCAAGUGUGUAUCCUCCAAUAAGAUUUCAAAAAACGGCCCUUCGAGCUGGAUAUUGUUGCCCCAAGAUGAGCCUCUCAUAACCAAUACAGACCUGCUUCCCGGAAUUCUAGAAAUGGCCAACAACCCGGGGAAAUAUGGGGAUGCCUUCGACUUUGCUCAGAGGAAUUAUGACCCUGACAAACAAGCUCUGGCGUUGAAUUCUGUUCGCACGCGGACGAUGGAGCAGUUUCAUAUCCAUGUCUGCUCUAAACCUACUACCCAGAACCCCAGAGUUAUCAAGAGAUUGCAGGCGGCAAAACUUAAUCCGACCAAGGAACUGCUGCCAAUUCCGAAACUAAAACCAACUGACCCAAAUCUCUGGUGUAAGAGCGUCGCCAGCGGCAAAGGCCCAGUCACAGACUUCGUGCAAUCUAUACAUGCACUAUUUCAAAAGCCUAAAGCAGUUUGCAAAGAAAUCGCUGGCGCAGCCAUUGUACAGGAUUUUAAUAAAAACAGAUGGGGAUGUGUUACCGACAGUAAAGACGGUCCAUUGCCCGAUUUCUGUUCUGGAUACCAUUAAAUAAAUGACACGGUUCAGGGUGUGAGAUUGAUCCUAAGAGUCAGGGGAGCAAAGUGUAUCUAACUCCUGACAUUGAUUACUUGUAUUUACAUUUGGUCAUUAAACAAUGUAGCAAACAAUGCUUUUUGCUAUAGAAAGGUCUAUAAACCAAAUAUC
Molecule: messenger RNA, 1082 nt
Organism: Trichoderma asperellum CBS 433.97
Lineage: Eukaryota; Fungi; Ascomycota; Sordariomycetes; Hypocreales; Hypocreaceae
Source: RefSeq, a predicted model, not a curated record